GUCAGUCAAAAAAGCGUGUGUGUGUGACAUAAAAUAAUACACGCGGUUUGAGGUUAUAUUUUGUAUCAAACGCUGUAUUUAUAAGUUUGUUUCCAAAAUGUCGUUCCGCGGAAGAGGCGGUGGUGGUGGACGAGGUGGUUUCGGUGGCGGCAGAGGCCGCGGUGGUGGUGGUGGGCGAGGUCGAGGCGGAGGCGGCGGCGGCGGUUUCAGGCAGCAAGACUUUGGGCCCCCGGAGUCGGUCAUACCACUAGGUCACUACGGCUGGACCGUGCAGGACGAUCUCGUGUGCAAAGUGGACAUCGAAGACGUGCCGUACUUCAACGCACCCAUUUAUCUUGAAAACAAGGAGCAGAUCGGCAAAAUUGACGAGAUAUUCGGCAACCUGCGCGACUACUUCGUAUCAGUGAAACUAGGAGAGAACAUUAAGGCGAAAAGUUUUAAAGAGGGGCAGCAGUUUUUCAUCGAUCCGGCGAAGUUGUUGCCUCUGAAAAGGUUUCUGCCUCAGCCGCCCGGUGCUAAACGGGGAGGCCGUGGUGGUCGCGGGGGCGGAGGUAGAGGAGGCCGGGGCGGCGGCGGGUUCGGAGGUGGUGGCGGCGGAGGUUUCGGUCGCGGUGGCGGCGGUGGUCGCGGAGGUGGCUUCAACCGCGGCGGCGGGGGCCGAGGUGGGGGCUUCAACCGCGGUGGCGGCGGCGGCUACGGCGGCGGUGGUGGCUUCGGCGGGCGUGGUGGCGGCGGCGGCCGAGGCGGAGGCUUCAGAGGCGGCCGCGGCGGAAGAUAGUGCCCAGACAGUACUACUGACAGUGACAGUGCUAUCACAGCUUAAGAGGACUUGUGAGUGGCCCUCGCCACAUGGGGUUACACUACAUUUGAUAAUGUUUUACCUAAUUAUAGGUAUAUGUUAGUUCAGUCUGUGGAGGGAGAAUAUUUUAGGAUAAGAAUUUUUUUGUAAAUGGUAUAUUGUUGUGUUGACAGUGCUGCGCCUUGUGGUGAGGGCCAUAACAAUAACAUUCAUUAUAGUUUUAAGAAUAAAAGAUAUAUUUCCAGA
Pectinophora gossypiella (pink bollworm) is the source of this 1045-nucleotide messenger RNA. It is a transcript of the gene Gar1, whose product is annotated as probable H/ACA ribonucleoprotein complex subunit 1. NCBI's taxonomy places the organism in Eukaryota, Metazoa, Arthropoda, Insecta, Lepidoptera, Gelechiidae. Gene Ontology annotation, molecular function: box H/ACA snoRNA binding. The record is from RefSeq and is a predicted model, not a curated record. The coding region runs from base 98 to 778 and encodes 226 amino acids. The transcript has a single exon. Gene Ontology annotation, cellular component: box H/ACA snoRNP complex. Gene Ontology annotation, biological process: snoRNA guided rRNA pseudouridine synthesis; ribosome biogenesis.